ACGCAGCAGCGCCGGCCGCUUCUGGCGCGCGUUAAUUUGAAUACAGGAGCGUCGGCUGGGCUGAGGAGCGGUCCUGGGCGCUGAGGCGCAGCUUUCCCCUCCGAGUGACGAGCUGCGUGUGGAAGGCCGAAGAGACGUGGAGCUCAGUGGAGCGCGGGUCGCGCGUGACGUGGACGGGGUGCGGAGCGGAUCCCGGUGCAGAUGAGGGAAGGGAGCGGACUUUCCCUUCGGGCCGUUUAACCUACACAGUUACCAUUUUCAGCGGCCCUCCGAGAAAUACAACUAAGAAGAUGGAAGCUUUUACUCCAAAGAAGAGGAAGCAGCGAUUUUUGGACGGUGACAGCCUAGUAUCAGACAUUCCAUCAAAGAAAUUAAUUUUGGACAUUGCUGAAGAUCUGUUUCCAUCUCCUGGUAAAAUAUACACUUGUGAAAGCAGUGAGACAAGUGAAGAAAAUGUGCCUUGCUCUCAACAAAGCCAUUUCACUUCAAGUCCACUCAAAACUAAAAAAAAUCAAUUGUCACCUGCAGAUCGCAGCUCACCAUUUAAAUCUGCUGUGUCCACUGUAUCUUUUUACAAUAAGGAAAAGUGGUACCUCAAUCCACUGGAGAGAAAGUUGGUAAGAGAGAGUAGAUCCAUUUUUCUACAAACUAAUUACAAAGAUAAAUCAGUUCCCAUUGUGGCAGAAAAAAUGCAAGGAAAACCAGUCUGCAACAAGAAAAGGGACAAAAAAACACAGAAAAGUUUGACUACUAAGUAUCAACCGAGUUAUGAGCGCAUCAAGCCUGUACCAAAAAAUUCUAAAAAUUCCAAGCCAAAUCGAAUAGCCCAUAGGCCAGCUGUGGAGAAAGAGAAUAAUUAUUACUCAACUGAAAGUAAACUGAAUACUCCUCGAGUUUUAAGCCAAAAAAUAAAGCCACAAACUACACUCCAGGGUGGAGCAGCAUUUUUUGUUAGUCGAAAAAAACUCUCUCUUAGAAGAUUGUCUCUGGAAAAUAAGCCAUCAGUGGGUCUCCACCAAAAGAAUGACUCAGAAGUGAUUGAAGACUGUGAUGCAGAGGCUGUAUGGAAAAGAAAACCUUCUGUUAAAGAGCAAGUGCCCAAGUGCUUGUUACUAGAAGAGAAAUCGAAUAUUGAGCUGAGUCCAAGAAGUAAAAAUGAAGAGAAAUUAAAGGAUUCAUCAGGGGCAGUAGUUUCUUCAAAGGAAUAUACAUUUGAUAAAAAUAAGCAUUUGCCUUCAGAUGAUUCUCUUGGUGAGAACAAAAGAAAAUUUCUUACACGAGUUUCUCCUGAGUCCCUUGUCCAUCCUAUCUUCAGUGUGUCUUCAGGCAAUACGAAAAGUAUUUAUCAGCUUUCUGAUUCAAGAUCUCCAGCUGAAGAAGAGUCUUCUGUGGGACCUACAACAGGUAUUAACUUCUCAAAACAGACCAAUGCACCAAAAAACGUGAAUACCAGAGAUACAAAUAAAGAAACCAAAGACCAGCUCAUCAUUGAUGCAGGUCAGAAAUAUUUUGGGCCUACUAUGUGUAAGUCUUGUGGCAUGAUCUACACUGCGUCUAAUCCCGAAGAUGAGAUGCAACAUAUCCAGUAUCAUCACCGAUUUAUGGAAGGAAUCAAAUACACAGGCUGGAAAAGAGAACGCGUAGUGGCAGAGUUUUGGGAUGGAAAGAUCCUGUUGGUCCUGCCACGCGAUCCAAGUUACGCUAUCAGAAAGGUAACAGAUGUCCAAGAACUUGUUGAUUAUGAAUUGGGCUUCCAGCAACUUAUUCCCAGGUGUCCAGAGAAAACCAAAACUUUUCUCUUUGUUUCUGAUGAUAAGAAGGUAGUUGGGUGUUUAAUUGCAGAGCCCAUCAAACAGGCCUUCCGUGUACUGUCUGAGCCAAUGGGCCCAGAAUCCUCGGGCUCUAAAGAAUGUCCUAGAGCCUGGCAGUGUUCAAAUGUACCAGAACCUGCCGUGUGUGGGAUAAGUAGGAUCUGGGUUUUCAAACUGAAGAGAAGAAAGCGCAUUGCGAGACGACUGGUAGAUACUCUCAGGAAUUGCUUCAUGUUUGGCUGUUUCCUGAGCACAAAUGAAAUAGCAUUUUCUGACCCUACACCAGAUGGCAAGUUAUUUGCAACCAAGUACUGCAACACGCCUAAUUUCCUUGUAUAUAAUUUUAAUAGUUAACACCAAUUCCAACUAUAAAACAGUUACUACAUGGAUAAGUUCAGAUAAACAAAUUAAUAUCAAGAUAACAACUGCUGAAACACACAUCCCCAUAGUUAUGUUCCUUAUGAUUUGGAAAGUCAAGAAUAAGUUUGUUGAAAGGAAAAAAUCUUUGGAUAUUGAUUAGCAAUCUAAGUGUAAUUAUGGAACUUUAUAGCCAUAAUUGGAAAUUUUCUGGCUUCCUGUAUAAGAACAUUGACAAAGCAAGCUGGUUUCUACAGAAAUAUCACCACUUGUCUUGUAUAAAGCAGUAUGAUUUUAGACCAGGAUUAUCUUGCCUCCUCAGAAGCAGAGAAGAAAAUCCAAACCCAGGCAAAUAAUUUCUAUGCCCAGUUUUCAAAGAUAAUUUCUGAAUUCUCUAUACAAAGUUCUCACUUUACAUGAGUUAUCUGUAGAAGCUCAGUUCAAUAUAUUUAGAGACUGUUUUGAAUUUCUAAUUAGUAAUAAAAGAUGGUAAGGAAUGAGUAACAUAUGCCAUACCCAUUUAUGUAAAACAAAUUUCUAUACUUUAAUAUGUUAAUCUUUUUCCAGAAGCCAAUCAAUCACAUACACACCAUCUAUCAGAUUUAAUUGAAAUUAUACUUACUGUACUAUUGUCAUUUCAUUAAUUUUUACUAUAUGAAAAUAUGGGUAAUGCUGCUUAUAUUUAGGGAACUUGUUACUAGUAAUUGAGGUCAUUAACAAAACAAAUGCUUAGUGGGAUCGAAUGAUUCAUUUGGUUUCAUGUUUGAGUUUUUUUGCUUGUUAAAAAUACACCUCACUUGUUUUGAGAUGUCUGGCGAAAGUCUUUGCAAAAUGUAACUAGACCAAGGUUAAUAAAUAUAUCUAAGCUGAUGGACCAGAGAGGAUUAUGACAGCCUGUAAACACUGUACACAUAUUGCUAUGGGUAAUUUUUGGGUACUUUGAAAAGCAAAACGUAAUUCAUAUUGUUUUGCUUUUUAAGUCAUUUAAAACCAUUCUUUGGCAAUAAGACUUUAAGUAAGUUUUCCAAGUUGUCUUGCUGUCUGUUCAGAUGUAGUUUUGUUCGCCUGUAAGUUGAUGUGGUUCUAAAAGGAAUAUGGAAGUGUUAAAAUGAGUGUAAUUAUGCAAACAUUUUAAUGCUAUUUUCUGCACUGCUAUUUUAAAAAUUCUUUUAUUUAAAAAUUUUUAUUAACAUUAUUGUUUGUUCAAUGCCUUUGU
Heterocephalus glaber (naked mole-rat) is the source of this 3384-nucleotide messenger RNA. RefSeq names its product establishment of sister chromatid cohesion N-acetyltransferase 2 (gene Esco2). The record is from RefSeq and is a predicted model, not a curated record. Gene Ontology annotation, molecular function: protein-lysine-acetyltransferase activity. Gene Ontology annotation, cellular component: chromatin; nucleus. Lineage: Eukaryota; Metazoa; Chordata; Mammalia; Rodentia; Bathyergidae. Gene Ontology annotation, biological process: mitotic sister chromatid cohesion.